CAAUUGUUGGAUCAUUUUUUCUGCUGAUUGCGAGCAUCGCAAUACCACCAUGCUGAAGUUCUGGGCAUUAUCGAUGGUUGCGGCAAUAUCUGUUCUUGUCAAACUUUCAGAAGGUAUCACUAAUUGUCAGGGAUUGUCAAACAACCUGAUCAUGAAUGGAUAUUGCUACAAUGCCUAUUCUUAUUCCAUAAGUGCUAGUGAUAUACGAAUCUAUUGUGGUGUCCAAGGAGGGGAUGGGGCCGUAGUGACAAACACUGCAGAGUACAACGCAAUCUACAGUUAUUUGCGAACUUACCGAAGUUUGCAGACUAUCUAUCUACUCGGAAUGACAAUUGGAGCGUCUCAAUUGAGUCAAUUGUUCGACCUUGAUGGCAAUGUCAUCCCGUACGCGGGAAAUUGGGCUUCCACUCAUCCCCAAAUGCCCUCGGUAGACGUGGGUAUUCAAACGUUUCCGAAUCCAGAUAAUGUCGGAAAUGGAAUGAUCACAAUGAACGGCUUAUCACCUGUGUCACAUUUUGUAUGUCAAACAUUAGGUCAAUGUUCUGUACUUCAAGCUCCGGCUUUUGGAACAAUAAAUUGCGAUUUGUCGCCGCCUAAUGUACAUGAUUCCACGUGCACAUUUGGAUGUAACGAAGGAAGAUAUCUUCAAGGCGCGGGGUCCACAACAUGCAAUGACAACUUAGAAUGGACAAAUACAAUGCCUGAUUGCCCUAGAAUCCAAUGUGGAGAACCAAAUACUCAGGCCACUGUACUAGGCUGUAGUGAUGGUUACUACUGGGGGAGCACAUGCACUUUAUCUUGCGGACAAGGAUUUGAAUUGAUUGGAUUUGAUUCGAUUACUUGUGGGGGGCCAGACAACCCAGGAACAUGGGGCCCUUCACCACCUAUUUGCCAACCUAUUGAAUGUUCAACACUGUCAUUUUUGGUAGAAGGAAAUGCUUUCUUUUGUACGAAUAGCAAUAAUUGGGGAAGCCAGUGCACUUUCGACUGCACAAUUGGAUACAACUACGGUCCCGGAAGUCCAGUCACCACCACGUGCGGGGGAACUACACAUCCUGGAAGUUGGACGCCUACGCAACCUGCUAAUCCAACUUGCACUAUUGUUACCUGUACCACAUUGUAUCCUUGGACUGAAGCUAAUGGUGUCCUCAGCUGUAGCCCACCGUUUGAAUUUACGGACGUAUGCACAUACAAUUGCGAUCCAGGAUUUAUUCUACAGGGAUCAGAACAAAGACAAUGUCAGAGCACUGGGGAAUGGGAUGGUAGCUCUGGUCAAUCGUGCAGACCGGUUAAGUGCUCGGAUCCGGCGUUUGAUACUACCCAUGGAACACAAGCUUGUCCAGGCGGAAAUGACUACCAAAGCACAUGCACAUCUAGCUGUGAAAGUGGAUAUGAAUUAAACGGAGAUGCUAGUGUAAUGUGUCAGCAAAAUGAACAGUGGAGUGGAACUCUACCAACAGAGUGUACUCCUGUAUCAUGCGGCCUUUUCCCAUAUGACGGUACAAGAACGUGUGCCCCAAAUAAUAACCCUCCAUUUUCAUUCGGAACAGCUUGUAGUAUUGAAUGUCCUCAAGGAACAGAACUAAUUUCUGGAAGUCUACUUCUACUGUGUCUUGAAGAUGGAACAUGGAGUGGUCCCCCGCCUACGUGCAGAAUCAGGAUGUGCUCGGUUCUUGAAUUCCCCCCUGGGGAGGUUAGUUGCACUCCGGACAACUUCGAUUAUGACACAGUCUGCAGGUAUACAUGCAAUAGUGGUUAUGAAGUUGAUAUACCUGGGCAGACGGUCACUUGUGAAUUGGAUAAAACAUGGUCAAAUAUUGAAAAUAUGCCAACUGCGUGUAACCCUGUCGACUGUGGUGCGUACGGUGAUGUUGAAGGCGGCUCAGUACAAUGUGAGGGUGGUACAACAUAUACACAAAUAUGCCGUGUCUCGUGUAUGACCGGUUACAGCCUGGUGCAAGAAACCUCACAAUGCCAAGCUAAUGCACUAUGGAGUUUACCACGUCUCGAGUGUUCAAGAAUCCUAUGCCGGUCUCUAGAUUUCAAUAAUCAACCUGGUAAUAUGAUGUGCGAUCCCCCUGGUUUUGGAUACCCGAGCACGUGUAGUUUUGUCUGUCAUGCCGGAUACACAUUAAAAGGAGACAAAUCAGAACUUACAUGCCAGAUUGAUGGAUCGUGGGAUGGCAUUGAACCAACAUGCAAAGAUGUUAUAUGCGACGACUUAUCUUUGGAAGAGGGAACAGUUUCUUGCCCAGACGGGACUGGCUACGCUGCAGUAUGCAAGUUCGAGUGCAGUUUUCCUCUGAAACUUUAUGGUUCGGAUGAGACAACAUGCUUGGCAAGUGGAGAAUGGUCUCAUGGUGUACCAGAAUGCAGAAAAUUUUCUCCAAAAUGUGAUGAUGCGAUUGAGCCGCUAAUUUGUGAAAAUAAUUGUGAUGACAAUUCUGACUGUGAAGUUGACGAGGUUUGUUGUCCAUCUUCAUGCGGACUAACAUGCAAAAAAGUUAAAGAUGAACCUAAACCCAAGAAUCCCUUCUUAAAUAUAAACAAACAGACAUUGCUUUUACUACUGGCCGCUUCGAGUCGACGUAAGCCAGUGUCACGCCCACCAGUGCGACGCCCGCCUCAGUGUCCAAGAUGUAACCGCAAUGCAUGUACAACAGGCUUGCACAGUUGUCCAACGUAUCUCAAUGCUCUAUGUGGGACGACUUGUAAUGGAUGUAGAGCCCAUUUCCUUUAUCGUAAUAAUCCUAGAGUGGAAGUAGGAAACCGAUGUCUAUGUCCACGAAAUAGUCCACCAAACCCAAGGUGUGGUGGAUACAUGUGCAACGGAGUUAGAUGUGCAAACUUCCCACAAGCUGAGUGUCGUGUGUACGGUUGUGGGCCAACAUGCUAUUUGCAGUUUUUCGAUAGAUUCGGACGAAGAGUAUUGUGUAGACAAAAAGCAACUUGUCAGCCUGGGAUAAACUCAGUUGGUCUUUGUGCCAGAGCAUGCCUCAGUGCGUCUUGUCCAAAAUAUUCAGCAGCUCAUUGUCGAGUAAGAUGCAAUGGAUGUCCUGCUGAAUUCUUCGAUCAAAGAACGAAUAUGCCUAUUACAGAUUGCAAUUAAAAUCAUUGGGAUUAUAUUAUUAUGUGAAUUCUAUUGUAAUCAAUUAAAAUUAUUGAGACAUAAUAAAUUUGAGCUUUUCAUUCAUUAUUAAUAAUAUAAUGUCUGGAAAUACAAAUUUUUGAUCACCUAAAUUAAUUUUUACAUUCAAACUGGAAAAAAUGCCAUAAUUUCAUAAUUUCGGCUGUUCGAGUUAAAUUUCGAUGACGAAAAUCUAGGAAUACAUGAAAUUUCCGACUCUGUUCAUUGUAAGUUUAUCAUUUUAAUUUUAGGAGUUUUGUUUGCAUUCAAACUCAACAUUACAGAAAAUAAUGUUGAAAACACUUGCAUUUUUCCAACUGAGUUUUAUAUUCUGCUUUUUAGUCAAAUUAAGAAUACAAAUGGAUAUGCAUUCCAAAUUGUUUCGAUCAUGUUAUAUAUAUUAGGUUUUAUUCCAAAUGGCAUUCUUCAUGUUUGAGUGCGUGUGAAAUUUUGAGAGUCUAGUUUGGUCAAUUGUAACAAAUUUGCAUUGAGUUACUACAAAAAAAUUGAUUUGUUGUUUCGUUAUCCAAUCUAACUUUUUUGGUGUUUGUACAUUUUUAUUUUAUUUGUUGUUUGUUAUAUAAAAGUAAUACAUGGCCAUAACUUUAGAGCUCUAGUUUGUAUGUUCAAACCUUUUAUGGAAUGGAUGGCUCAUAGUCAAUUUAUAGUAAAACAACUAAACCUCAGGAGUGAAUCAAGUCGGGUUAUGGCUUAUCUCAAAUUCAAGUAUGUUUUAGGUUUUAUAGCUCUGUAUUGUUUAUAGUUUUUUUUUAGUUCUUUAACCAUUUGCAAUU
Messenger RNA from Styela clava, 3921 nucleotides. RefSeq names its product P-selectin-like. NCBI's taxonomy places the organism in Eukaryota, Metazoa, Chordata, Ascidiacea, Stolidobranchia, Styelidae. The record is from RefSeq and is a predicted model, not a curated record.